AUGGGUCGUCGUAAAAUUGAAAUUGCAGCAGUGAAGGAUCCUAACACGAGGCAAGUCACUUUUUCUAAGCGUCGAACAGGUUUAUUCAAAAAGGCGAAUGAAUUAUCCGUACUGUGUGGUGCAGAAAUUGCCAUUGUUGUCUUCUCAAUUGGAAACAGACCUUACUCUUUUGGGCACCCUGGUGUUGAUGUUGUUGCAGCCAAGUUUCUCGAACAGGAAAUCGAAUCCAAUGAUGUCGAACAAAACAACGUUGAAGUUGGUGACAUGGAUGUCUUGAAUCAACAAUUGCUGGAUAUUGAAGCCCAGAUUCUCGUGGAAGAAAAGAAGGGCGUGGAGCAUGACGAGAGACUAAGACAACACGAAGUGACACAACUCUCUAAGUAUAAGGAAUUACAAGAUUCAUAUUUAGAAUUCCAACGUAGGGUGAAAGAUAAUAUUGAUGCCAUUGAGGUAUCAAAAUGUUUGAUUCAACUUGCCCAAGAACCUGUACUCGAAAUAACAAAACAGGUGAAGAAAAGAAGAAAGAAUUGA
Sphenostylis stenocarpa is the source of this 531-nucleotide messenger RNA. NCBI's taxonomy places the organism in Eukaryota, Viridiplantae, Streptophyta, Magnoliopsida, Fabales, Fabaceae. The record is from the annotation of a GenBank genome assembly.